UCGCCCGCGGACCUUCCGCACCGAGUACCGCGUUGUAUCUUUCAGCGAGUCGGGUGCCUCGCUCGCGGGGGGUGCCGUCCGGCUCCGUCAAGUAAGCAAUGCCCUCCUGUUUACCUCUCCAGCUGUAGGUGUGCAGUUUGCUGUGCGAAUUGUCGACUGAACUUUGCAACUGCAGCCUUGUUUUGUACUUUUUAGUUUUACUUAAUGCAUUGAUGUCGUCCCCACCUCUUCGGACAUGCUGUCAAGAAAGAAAAGUAAGAACGAAGCUUCAAAGCCAGUCGAGGUGCAGGGAAAGUACGUGAAGAAGGAGACGUCGCCUCUUCUGAGAAAUCUAAUGCCUUCAUUUAUUCGACAUGGUCCUACUAUUCCAAGACGUGCCGAUGUCUGUCUUCCAGAUACAGGACAAUCUUCCUAUUCUGUUGGAGCUAGUGAUGCUGUAGUGACCCGGAACCAGAGUUUCCUGCGCUCCCCUGUACAGCGACCACCUCAUGAGAUAGCACGCAGAGAAAGUAAUCGUUUAUCAACACCAUCCUACCUCCCUCGCAGCCUGGCUGAAGUUCCCCGGGAGUAUGGGGCAUCCUCACAAUCCUUUCUGACUGAGGUUAAUCCUUUAGCAGAAAAUGGAGAUUCUGGUAGUAAUACCCGAUACUACUACCCACAUGAUCCCUACUAUGAGGGACAAAGGCGCCGCCAUCUUACAGAUCGCUUGCAUGAUGACUACAGAUAUUAUGAACAUAACAGUGAUCACUUCCAAAGGGUUUCUGCACCUCCAUCACAGCCUACAGGGAGGCAUCCUACAACGAUUGGUAGGAUACCUGCAACUUCACUUGGAAAUCUAGCCAAUCACACUGCUGAGGAAGUACCACUCCCACCGGGCUGGUCAGUUGACUGGACUAUCAGAGGAAGAAAAUACUACAUUGAUCACAACACUAACACGACCCACUGGAGCCAUCCUUUGGAGAGGGAGGGCCUGCCCCCUGGAUGGGAGAAAGUGGAGUCGGCAGAAUUUGGAGUUUAUUAUGUCGAUCACAUUAACAAGCGUGCACAGUACAGACAUCCUUGUGCACCAAGUGUUCCCCGUUAUGACCAGCCACCUCCUCUUCCUCCACCAGUUACUUAUCAGCCUCGCCAGACUGACCGCAAUCAGCCAGUCCUGGUGCCAGCCAACCCCUACCACACAGCAGAGAUCCCAGACUGGCUACAGGUCUAUGCCCGGGCACCGCUCAAGUACGACCACAUCCUGAAGUGGGAAUUGUUCCAGCUGGUGGAUUUGGACACGUAUCAAGGAAUGCUGAAGCUGCUCUUCAUGAAAGAACUUGAGCGCAUUGUUAAAUCCUAUGAGGCCUACCGUCAGGCCUUGCUUACUGAACUGGAGACCCGCAAGAAAAGGCAGCAGUGGUAUGCACAGCAACACAGCAAGAACUUUACUGGAAACCUUUAAAGAGAGACACUUGUGUGUCCCACCUCAGGCUGUCUGCUGCCUUGGCCUUUGUUCACUGCCAUCUUAAUUUUUGGGUGCAAGAAACUCUUGUGCAGCGUGAAAGGUUUGUUAUGCCCAUUUGCCACACUAGCUACCUAAACUUAUUUUUUUUUUAAGUUUGAAGCUGGCUGUUGGAAUGUCUGAGCUGAUCCUGUUGAUUCAUCUUGAAUCCCGUUUUUCUCUGCAUGGCCAGAGACGCGAUCCCCAACAAAAAGCCCCGAGUGUAAAGACGGUUGUGCCAUUUCAUUGGGGUGCAUGACGAGAAUCCUGUUUUUUACUGUAUAUACUUUUUAACUUGGUGUGGGGUCAGGAAGCAAAGGGCGCUAUAAUUUAAUAGCUUUUCAUAUGUUGGAGGUUCUUUUAAGCAGCCUUUUGUUUCUGUCCAGGCUUUGUUGGUGGCCUUUAUUUGAAUAUAAUUGGGUCUUGCCUGAGGUCUCCCAGAAUGGCACUCCGAAUGAUGAAGACUGUUGAGCCAUUCUGCUUAUGUACAGUGUAAUCUAUCAAAUGUUUUAUUUUCCUUGUACAUAUUCUAUAUUUUUUAUGGAAAAUAUGUGCUUUUAACUUUGUCUUGCCUAUUUUGUAUCAUUUUCAUCAAUUUGCUGCAUUGCAGAGGGCGCAGUGAGUGUUUGGCAUUAGCUAUGAAUUUGCUUACUCUUUUCUGUUCAUAUACUUUCAGUGAAGACGCCAAUAUACAGUAACUGGCCUAAGAUCGCGUCCAGCAGUGAACAGAAGCUCCGAGUUUAUCAGAUUAGAAGGAGAUUUGUUUACCAGCAGUUCAGUCCUUAACAUAAUGUGCUGCCAAGGAAUUGGGAAUAUUUUUCUUCUUUCCUUGCCUGUCUCCCUUGUUAUAUUAUGCCUUUCUAAAAAUGUAGAAGUUCUGUGGUAAUCAUGAGAAAUGUUCAAAUCAGCCCAUUUAACAGCUACCAACCAUGGUGGGAUAACUCCUGGCAUGCUGGGCUCUUUAAUUCAGUCUUGCAUUACUGUCAGUGGGUCAUAAUCUUGACUAAUGCUGCUAACUAAUACAAGCAUUACAGAGGGAGUCUGCGUUCAUUUUACAUCACAGAUAGCUAAACACAGAACUCCUCUGUUUGAUUUUUGCCUUCCUGUCACAGUUGGAAGUACUGAAGCGCGUGACUGAGUUCAUUUGUACAAGUGCUACAGCGUCUGAUGACAUUUGGAACUGCAGGGACUUGGAGUUCAUUGUGCGUGGUGAUAAUAAGCACUCCAGGUACACGGGUCCGACAUCGCACUGUAGACCACUCUAGUCAGAGCUGAUGUACUAUCUAAAUGUGACAAGUCUGCACUAAAUGCUGUGUUUAAUGAGGAAAUAAUACCAAAGAGGGAACAAGAAUAUUACUGUUCAAUUCUGCAUGAGACGUUAGUUGAAUUGGUCCAUAAUUUCAAUUUCGCGUGGUUGCUUAUUGACUAAACAUUCAUCUCUCCAUCUUCCAAGCUUGCUUCAUCAAAUUAUGACAUUACAAUGAAAUUUGACUGUUCAGUCUUACUACCCACUUAAGCUUUAACCUUUGCUUUUCAUUAUUCAGUAUAACUCUUAAGUCUCUGUUGUGUACAUUGUUGAAGAUUACUGUUUUGUGCCCUACAGGCUGUCAUAUUUUGCUUGCUUGACUUGCCAGAUAACCCAAGUUGAGCCCUUUGGCCUGUUUUGUAUAAAAAGCAUUUAAUCGUUUUCUACUUUAAUAAUCAGCUGAACACCUCAACUGUUUUCUCUCGAGUCCUGCAUUUCGUAUACCUUGCAAUAGUCUGAGAAGAUAAUAAUGCAAGGUGGUUUAUUAAAAAAAGGUCCCUUUGUUUGGAAUGUCUUACACAUCUAAGGACUCGCUUCAAACCCAACCUGUCCAUUCCUGACCGUUCUGUUAGCAACGCCUAAGUGUUGUUAGAAACUGCAUUCUGCAAGUCCCUUUGUACCGUUGUCGUCUGUCUCUGUAAAUCUGUCCUGAAAGUGCUGCAUAGACGAGCUUCUUAAUCUGGUUCAGUAGUAAGUUAUAGGACAUCAGGAAUGUAGCAGCUUUUAAAUUACAGUCAGAAUUGUUCUUAACCAAAGUCAAAGACCCGGAGGAAGUAUUUGCACUGUGUCAAAGCCAGACACGCAUCUCAGCAGGGUAUCUUGUCUCAAGAGAUGUUCUGUGUAAUCAUUUCAAUGCUGCAUUUUCUUACAUCACUGGUUUCUUUUAACUGUCGAAUAAAAUUAUGCAGCUUAAAGAGGAAAGUGUAAAAUGGGAAUUAAUUCAUUUGUUUUCCCUAGUGCAAUAUCCUUCUGUAUGUUUUAAAUAAAUAAUGGUGUAUUCAUUACUGUGACUGUUUUGUACAUUAAACUGUAUCAAAAGCUGA
This is a messenger RNA of Polypterus senegalus (gray bichir), 3829 nucleotides long. RefSeq names its product salvador family WW domain containing protein 1 (gene sav1). Gene Ontology annotation, biological process: regulation of cell population proliferation; hippo signaling; apoptotic process. The record is from RefSeq and is a predicted model, not a curated record. NCBI's taxonomy places the organism in Eukaryota, Metazoa, Chordata, Cladistia, Polypteriformes, Polypteridae. The coding region runs from base 236 to 1441 and encodes 401 amino acids. The transcript has 5 exons. Gene Ontology annotation, molecular function: molecular adaptor activity; protein binding.